CGUUAUCACAAUACGCGCACUGAACGGGCGGCGGCGGCUGAUUAAAAACGAUGAACCAAAACAAAUGCGUACGGUGUCGUCCCCUCCAGUCAGCGUUUGCGGCUGCGGUGGCGGAGGUGACUGCGGUAUCAGCCAUGCGAAAGACCGCGGUAGGGGAGAAGUGGGACGGCCCCAUAGAGACGGACAUAUCGCUCUCAGUGUCGCUGGGAUGGGUGAGACGGCAGUUGCGUUAUCCUCCGGGUUUAAAAAUAAAUCGGCCGUGGCUAACGAUAUUUUCGUAGCUUACACUGCCUACGCCUUUACAGAACACAAUAUCCCUCUCCGAUUUGCUUGGUUUUCGACGGUCGCUGCGGCUACCGUUUUUCUCGGAGGUAUUUCAUAGUAUUUUUGUGCGACGACAACAAUAACAGCAGCAGCUGACUGGUGGCGGUGCCUGCGCGUGUGCUCGUGUGACGUGUUUUUACGUCUGUCCGGCUCACUAUUACAGUCACGAUAAUAUUUGUUUAUCUAUUAUACGGAUGCGGUCGAUUACUAAUUACUAUUAUUAUUAAAUAUGUGUCGUGUGACGUAUAAAGGAAUAGAUUAUAGUAUUAUUAAUAUAUAGUAAUUAGUAUAAUAAUAAUAAUAGUUUUUAUCUAUAUUAUAUACAACACAGAGUAAAGAAUAUAAUAUUGUACACACAGAUUAAAACAUAAUAACAUUGGCACGCGGGUUGUCAGCUGUCUGAUAGUUUCGUGAUAACAGUCGACGCCGCCACCGGUUUGUGUACGUUUAGUCAUCCGAUUUUUUGCAUCUACUCCGGCCUGAGUGGUCGGUUUGUCCCCUGCUGUUUUUAUUUUUCCACCCCCUCGCGCGUGACAACCCCCAGUUGUGCGAUCUGCGCGCGUCUUUCGUUGCUGAAGAGGUUGUGUGAUGUCCGACAACAGUGACGGUAACAGAUUGUCUGGAUGCGGCGACGUCUAUCGUUCUACCGUAACAAGUGCGGAGGUCAAUCCGUGGCAACAGUCGACAGCGGAAUACAAAACAUUAGCUGACAAAAGUUCUGAUGACAUUUUAUCUGAAUACUUAAUGUUGGAGUUGGGGCAGAGUAAAAAGGAAAUAUUCAACUUUGUGCAUUUAAGUCAGUCAAUGCGAGUAGCUAACAUCAAUAGUAAGUUAUUGAUUUAAACGUUUAUCAAUAUUAUUACCUUAAAAUGGAUUCAGUUAUCGGUUGUGAACAUUUGGUCCAAAGAAAGAAUGAGGAAUUAUUGAAUAAUUAUCGUAUCGUUCAUUUAAACUUUAUAUCCUGUCAGUCUAAUGACUCAAUACGUGCUAAAAAAAGACUAGCAUUGUGUCAUGAGUGUAAAUUUGAAGGUGCGCGGUUAUUGUCAUGUUUAUACUGUGUGUGUUUUGCAUGUCCUACACACUUUCUUGAACAUUUCAAGAAAACUGAGCAUUGUUUUGGUUUAAACCUAACCUUUAGUCAUAUUUUCUGUGCACACUGUGAUGACUAUACCUAUGAUGGUGAUAUUAUGACUUUAGCAAACACAUUAAAUAAGGAAUUAUAUUGUUAUAAAAAUAAAUCCUUAGAGACAAAAGACAUUGUCUUGCUUAGAAAAAGUAAAGAAAUUGAAUAUAUUGACAGUGUUACUCCAGUUCCGGGAUUCAUCAACUUGGGUAACACAUGUUUUUUAAACAGUGUACUGCAGGUACUAAUGCAUACACCAAUGUUACGAAAUUAUGUUCUUUCUGACCAACAUGUAUGCCCGUUUCUAAAGGAGCCCAGUCGAUGUAUUACAUGUGAAAUUGGCAGAAUAUAUCAGCAAUCCUACAUGUUGCAAGUUAAUGUGAUUAGCUUGCAAAAGUUGUUGAAAAUAUUUUGGGAUAACACUUGGUACAUGGCAUCAGCUUUACAACAUGAUGCACACGAAUGUUUCAUAGCCAUAUUGGAUAUCAUACAUAAACAGGCGAUAAUACAAAAUGAAAAUGACAAAGAUAUAAAACAUCUGGAAAACUGCCAGUGUAUCAUCCAUAAAAUUUUUAAAGGUGUUUUGCAAAGUGACAUUGUUUGCCAGAGCUGUAACAAUGUGUCAUCUAAAAUUGAUAUAAUCAAUGAUAUUCCUAUAUAUUUUUCAAUGGACGAAAAAGGAAAAUAUCCAACGAAUAUAACAUUAAUUGCAUGCUUAGAACAAUUUGGUCAGAUAGAGUUGUUGAACGAUUUAGAUUGCACAAAUUGCCAAACAAAAAAGUUAUCGACCAAACAGCUUAUUUUAAAACAUUUGCCAGUGGUUUUAUGUUUUAUUUUAAAAAGAUUUGGACAGCCAUCAGACAAUGUUUCAAAUAAAAUCACUACAUUUGUUGAAUUCCCAGAAACACUAGAUAUGAACAAAUUUAUAAAGAAAAAAUCUGUGACUGGUAGUGCCUUCAUUGAUGAGUGUUUUGCUUCACGUGAGUCUAUCUACAAACUGUAUGCUGUGAUUUGUCAUGAAGGUCUACUAAACGGAGGACAUUAUUUGUCUUAUAUACAACACAUGGGCCUUUGGUAUCAAUGUAAUGACAAUGUUGUUAGAUUAGUACAAUUUGAAGACAUAUUGAGAAGUCCAGCAUACCUAUUAUUCUACCAUAAAGAGUUUAUGAAUUUCUAUUAAAUUGUUUAGUUUAAUUAAGUGUAAAUAUUUCUAAAUGAAUAAUAAAAUUGUAAAUAAUUUUAAAAUUAAAUAUAAUGUAUAGAUUUAUAACAGCUAAUAUUAGCGUAUGCAUGUUUUAAUUUUAAAUUGGCUUAGUGUUUUUUUAUCUAAAUUUAAGCAACGUUAUGAUUUUUUUCUAUUCCUACCUAAAUAAUAUAAAAACUGAAUAUUUGGUCUCACUUUUUACGUGUAUUUUUGAUUAUAAUAUUAUUGUUCUCUUUUGAAACGAACCAUGUGAUAUUUUUUAUUAUUUUGUGAUAAUUUAUCAAUUUUACUUUUUUUACUUUUGCUAUUUAUGUAUACUAUACUAUAAAGAACAAACUUAAUAGAAUUAAACUUUAAGAGUAAAAGUUUAGGUGAUGGUAUUUUUUUACCUUUAAAAUCAUUUUAGGUUAACGGUAUACCUUCUAUUUAAAGCUUUAUACUAGAAUACUACCUUACUAUAAAAUAAUAAACAUUGUGUUACCCC
Messenger RNA from Acyrthosiphon pisum (pea aphid), 3135 nucleotides. Its product is annotated as ubiquitin carboxyl-terminal hydrolase 22. The transcript is spliced from 2 exons. Gene Ontology annotation, biological process: protein deubiquitination. NCBI's taxonomy places the organism in Eukaryota, Metazoa, Arthropoda, Insecta, Hemiptera, Aphididae. The record is from RefSeq and is a predicted model, not a curated record. Gene Ontology annotation, cellular component: nucleus; cytosol. Gene Ontology annotation, molecular function: zinc ion binding; cysteine-type deubiquitinase activity. Bases 1194 to 2627 code for a protein of 477 amino acids.